UACUUUCUGUAGGGCUAUGUAAAGUCAUUGGUCUAUGCGGAUAAGCCACAAACCCUUUGGACCAUUUGGAAGACAACAUUCGCCGUGUUAUUGACGAUAUACGGCCACAAAUCUUGAAAAAAGUCUUCGAAAGUUGGACGUCCAGCUUGGACUACAUCCGAGCCAGCCGUGGCGGUCAUAUGCCAGAAAUCAUAUUUAAAAUGUAAUGCCACAAGAUUAUCUUGCGGAUAAAUAAAAUUCAUGUCAAUCGAAUAAUUCAUCGUUGUUUUAUUGCAAUUUAAAGUUUUAUAGCUCUAAAAAAAACACCCUUUAUAACGAAAGCCACAAAGCACAAACCUGAAGUGCCCAAAAUAAUGUAACAAUACAAGAUUUCAGUGAUGAAAUUCACCUGAAAUAAAACAAUACACCAAUUUCUCACUUGAUCAAACAGUCAUUCAUAAAUGACAUCUUCAUUAUUGAUUCAUAACAAUUCCAAUAAACAUGUAUUCCACUGAUGUUUGAGAUAAGUACAUUAUUAUUUGUUUUAUUAAUGUAUGGCUUCAAGUCAUUUAGAUCAUUUCCAAUUUCUUCGAAUUAAGUAGGUAUCUACCAAUACAUAUUUGGUUUUCAAUAUCUAUAAUGUAAGUACCUUUUUUCGACAAUUUUACACGAAUUUUUUGAUAAUUCACUAUACGAUUCUCAUUUGGUGUAACCUAAAUCCUUAACAUUUAUUCAACUGACUUCAGUGGUGUUCACUUUUACAGACAUUCUCAAGAAAAUGUUGGAUAUAUGUUUCGAAUACGUCCAACGUUGGAUAUAUAAAAACAUAGGCAAUCCUAGUGAUGUUUAUUCAGCAAUAUCCCCACUUCUGUUCCCCUGUUUCUUUUUGGGCUUGACACCUUACAGCAUCAAAAAGUCUUCUCUGAAGAACUCGAUCAACUAUUCAAAAUGGGGAAUUAUUUUCACUUUUAUCAUGGCAAUAGUGAUUAUCUGUUCGGUUGUUUUCAAUAUAGAAAAUGACGAUACCCAGAGUUUCAAACAGAACCUGAUGUAUUAUCAAGAAAUGGCAGCAGGAAUAUUUUCACUCUGUGGUCUGUUGGUUCUAUGUGUGUUUUCCAGAAAACUAAUGAACAUUUUUCCCAAUAUCAACGAAGUAGACGAAGCUAUCAAAGUUUUGCUCAUUUGGGUGGAUCAUAGAGAAACCUACGUGAAGGUGUUGCUGUCAGUUAUCUUCAUAGUUAUGUACAUGAUAUUAGGAAUCUCAUGGUUGAUUUUAGAAUGGACUAAUGUAGUAUCUCCAUUUUUCUUUCGUGACAACAGAGCUUCCGUUGUUGCAAAACUAAUGAUUCCAUAUUUCCUUACAAUAAUAAUGGAAUUCAUAUACUGCCUUUUUAUGAGUUUGGUCAGGUCAAGGUUCAACCUUUUGAAUAAGUAUUUGGAAACUUUGGUCCCUCAACGAAAAUCUACGAAAAGCUGGGCUAUAAAAGUGGAACCAUCGAUAUUACCACAGAAUGUUCGUUUAACAGAAAAAAUCACGAAGUCCUUGGAUCCCACCUUCGUUGUAAAUCAUAUUGCAGCUUUGCAUGUCAAACUGACAGAUACAGCACACGUGAUAAACAAAACAUUCGCUUUACAGCAGCUACUCAAGUUGGCUGUAACUUUUGUUAGUAUAGUCUCAGCUUUAUACUUCAUAGCUAUUUAUUUCUCAAAUCCGGAACAUAGAAGUUUGGAUGUUCUUUUUGUUUUGUGGGCUCUGUCUAAUGCUUUGGAAACAUUGGGAAUUGUCUAUGUUACCAGUGAAACUAGCGAAGAGGCAAACUAUUGCCCUCGUAUUCUUCAUAAAAUAAGAAAUAACAGUGAGAACGAAGAACUUCAGGACACUAUCGAGAUCUAUUCAUUGCAAAUGUACCACAAUCGUCUCAUCUUCAGUAUAAUGGGUCUCUUUCCUUUAGAUUAUUCUCUAUUAUACACAAUGGCAGCAGGUAUUACAACAUACUUGGUGAUUCUUAUACAGUUCAAUCCCAAAGAUUUUUCACCUAUAGCAAAUGCAACAACCACUGUUAUAAAUUCUUAAGAACAUCUAUAAAUUUUAAACUAUCGAACUUUCAGCGAAAGGAGAGAAUAAUCAAACGUAAGUAAUAUAAAAGCACAUGUUUAUUAUUUCAAAUACAGAAAUGUUUUACACGGAACCUUAUGUACAUAACAAUUCAUUAUUAUCUAGAAACUAUUCAAUACUACAAUUUCAAAUAUAAUUAUUAUUAUAUAUCACAAAUUCUUCAUUAAUGCAUAAAAUUAUUAUAAUAAAUUCUCUUUUACAUACAAUUAUUUUCGAAAUGUUCAUAAAGCAGAUUAAAUUUGUAGUAAAUUUAAAGAAGAAAAAUUUUGUAGUUCUGUGUUGAAAACCUUAACCUAACAUCAGUGAAUUUUGUAAACAAACUUGUGAACCUUGGACUUGGGCUGCCAAAAGGAUUUAGAAUCUCUUCGUUAAAUAUGUUUCAAACUUUCAGAUUAGCUAAUUACGGAAAACAUUGUAAAAUAAUGUUUACUCGCAGAUUAUCUUAUGUGCAGGGACAGGAACCUGAACCUCGCGUGAGAGAGUAUUUUUAUUAUGUAGACCAUCAAGGAAUGACGAUUCCAAAAUGAAAAAUUUCACGUCUUGCAUCAAAGAGAAAAAAUUCCUGAGAUUUUUUUUCAACCAACUGAAAAUCAACAAUUCAAAUAGAUAUGAAGAAUUUCCUUUCCUAUCAAGGUGUGGUAAAGAAAGAAAUUUU
Harmonia axyridis is the source of this 2750-nucleotide messenger RNA. RefSeq names its product putative gustatory receptor 28a. Gene Ontology annotation, cellular component: dendrite; neuronal cell body; membrane. Gene Ontology annotation, biological process: sensory perception of taste. The coding region runs from base 758 to 2053 and encodes 431 amino acids. Lineage: Eukaryota; Metazoa; Arthropoda; Insecta; Coleoptera; Coccinellidae. The record is from RefSeq and is a predicted model, not a curated record. The transcript has 7 exons.